Molecule: messenger RNA, 1989 nt
Organism: Pseudovirgaria hyperparasitica
Lineage: Eukaryota; Fungi; Ascomycota; Dothideomycetes; Acrospermales; Acrospermaceae
Product: transcriptional regulatory protein LEU3
Exons: 7
Coding region: 1-1989 (662 amino acids)
Biological process (GO): regulation of DNA-templated transcription
Cellular component (GO): nucleus
Molecular function (GO): DNA-binding transcription factor activity, RNA polymerase II-specific; zinc ion binding; transcription cis-regulatory region binding
Source: RefSeq, a predicted model, not a curated record
AUGGACGGCAGUGGACGAAGACUCAAACUGAUGAAACGAGCACGCAAAGCAUGCACCGAGUGCCGGCAGCAGAAGGCAAAAUGUGAUGCAUACCUCAACCAGGAUGGGCCAUGCACGCGGUGUGGGAAAAUGAAGAUACAAUGCGUGAUUAGCGAUCCUUUCAAAAGAGAGCACAAGCGAAAACGCCUUUCGGAGCUAGAGAAAGAGACCGAGGCACUGAAACAACAGCUUGGCAAUACAAGGGGCUCUGCAGAACUUACGAGUCCACGCACACAGACUUUCAGUAGUGGAGCGAGUGCAUCUCCGUUGGGACCUCCGACAUUCCAACCUCCUGUGGCAAACCAGGUUUCACUAGACUACAACAGCGGACCUUUGCAUACCAACAGGUACCCGAUACAUACUCCGGUGCACACACCGGAUCAAUUAGCCAGAGGUACGUACGAUCAGACUCUCGAUGGAACCAAAGUUUCGGGCAAUACACUUGACGAAAUAUUCAUGAUGUAUUUUGACCAUUAUCAUCGAUUUCUGAAAAUUCUCGAUCCAUCCGUACCGCCGAAUGCCUACUUCAUGGAGUCACCUCUGCUUUUUUGGGCAGUCAUCGGCACUGCAUGCAGGACAUAUACGAAAGAUCUUUCUCUGCUCUACUCCCUGGCACCAAAAGUUGUCAGUCUCGCUUUGACAACGCUGCAGAAGCAGCCGACAAUACAGACCGUCAAAGCCUUACUGCUCCUCCUGACUUGGCCUUUUCCGAAGGGCGUGUAUGAUUCAGACGUAGCGUAUCCUAUGGCGGGAGCAUUGCUUCAUAUUGCAAUGCAGAUUGGGCUGCAUAUUCCAGCUUCGUCUCAAGACUUUUCGAGGGUCAAGCUUAGGCUCACUGAAGCCGAAGUGGAUGACCGUUGUGGGAUCUGGGCUCGUGUGGUCAUUGUGUAUCAUCGAUGUGCAGCCUUUGUAGGUCAAAAUCCCAUGACCAUUCUAGACAAAAGUCACGACCCUGAGCAGGUCUCCCAUCUAACAGCGAGACUGUCUCCAAGUCUAAACUACGGGCUGACACUCCAUCGAAUUGAGGCGAGAUGUUGUGACGCUCUCCUUGAAAAUGGAUUGCGAAAGCUACCACCCGAAAGAGAGCUCACACUAGAUAUCCUGCUCCGAGUUUUCGAGGGCCAGCUACACGACGUCGAGCACCAAGCACCCACGGAAUUGACUCGAGUGAAUUGGGCCAUCUCUCGACUCACAAUUCUCGUAUUUCAUUUCUACAAAGAGCCCAACGUCAAGGAAGCACCGGCGUUCACGCGUAUCUACAACAGUGCUUGCCAGGUCAUUGAGCUGAUCAACGGCAUGGACAAGAACAACCCCGGAACGUUGGCAUAUGCACCUCGACAUCUCACCUUUGGGAUCCUAUUGGCUGCAACGUCAAUUUUGCGAUUACUGAAAAGUUGGUUUGCAAGGUACUUGGAUGUUGACGUCGCCAGACAGAAGCUAUUCUUCAGCCUCGACAUGGCCAAGCUGCUCUCUCACGGGAACAAGGACGCCCAGACAAAGCUCAUUCCCGUUGUCACACAACUCUGGAGUAGCGAUAAGGCGUUUAAGAAGCCAGACGGGUCUGAGUUCUCCGCUCUGCGUAUCAGAAGUCGACUGAUCAUGAGUCCGAUCGCUGACACGCUGUGGUGGUGGAGAGAGGAGUUUGGCGGUCAGGCUGGGGCGUAUCCACUCACUAAUGAAGACGAAUGUAAGAAGAAUGCACCGAUUCAAUGCACAUCUGGCAACGCAAUACCUACCGCCGAUACGGGCUCCACUCUACUCGAAGCUAAUCCAGCUUUGACCACUUUCGACUGGAUGCAACCAUACUACUUCAUGGACGACCAACUACUAGCGGAGUUUGGUUUCAACCUCGACAACCCCAGUGCAGGAGUAUCGUCUAUGGACAACUCAUACGGCGCCUGGCCUGCAACUCCCGCUCUGAACGGAUAUAACAUGAACACAGCAGGCUGA